Syngnathus typhle (broad-nosed pipefish) is the source of this 1213-nucleotide messenger RNA. RefSeq names its product golgi SNAP receptor complex member 1 (gene gosr1). Gene Ontology annotation, molecular function: SNAP receptor activity. The coding region runs from base 16 to 816 and encodes 266 amino acids. NCBI's taxonomy places the organism in Eukaryota, Metazoa, Chordata, Actinopteri, Syngnathiformes, Syngnathidae. Gene Ontology annotation, biological process: vesicle fusion; endoplasmic reticulum to Golgi vesicle-mediated transport. Gene Ontology annotation, cellular component: SNARE complex; Golgi membrane; Golgi medial cisterna. The transcript has 9 exons. The record is from RefSeq and is a predicted model, not a curated record.
ACAUAAAAUAGUUGAAUGGUGGUUGUUGUGCCAAACCCGGAAGUUGGUGACGUCUCAGACAAAACAAAGAUGGCAGGAAUGGGAAGCAGUAACUACUGGGAAGAUCUUCGAAAACAGGCCAGGCAAUGGGAGAAUGAACUGGACCUAAAGUUGGUGUCCUUUAGUAAACUAUGUACCAGCUACAACAGCUCAAGGGAUGGACGGCGAGGAGACACGUCAGACACCACACCGUUGUUAAAUAACUCGACUCAGGACAGAAUGUUUGACACCAUGUCAGUGGAGAUUGAACAGCUGCUGGCCAAACUGACGACAGUGAAUGACAAGAUGGCAGAGUACACCAAUGCUCCAGGCGCGGCUUCUCUGAAUGCCGCACUCAUGCACACCCUCCAGAGGCACAGAGACAUCCUCCAGGAUUACACACAUGAAUUCCACAAAACUAAAGGAAACUUCUUAGCCAUCCGUGAACGGGAAGACCUAUUAGGAUCUGUCAGAAAGGACAUUGAAAUGUAUAAAAGUGGUUCAGGUGUGAACAACAGAAGAACAGAGCUGUUUCUGAAGGAACAUGAGCACCUGAGAAAUUCCGAUCGGCUGAUGGAUGACACAAUAAGCAUUGCCAUGGCAACCAAGGAGAAUAUGACAUCCCAAAGGAGCAUUCUGAAAUCCAUACAGAGCCGAGUCAACACGCUGGCCAACCGGUUCCCAGCUAUCAACAGUCUCAUCCAACGAAUCAACCUCCGGAAGCGACGGGACUCCCUCAUCCUCGGCACUGUGAUUGGCGUCUGCACCAUUCUCCUCCUGUUCUACGCUUUUCACUGAAUAUUUCAAAGGAGCCAAUAGAUUGGCUCUUUGUUGCAUAGGACUCCCUGAAAAACGGCUCGGUGAUUGAGGACCCUGGAGACUCCUUAGCUCGAGGAUGUAAGAUCUGUCCAACAUGAUCUACUGAACUCAUAUCUUGUUGUGGGACAGAUGGACAGCUUACUGGUGGGUGGAAUAUUUUCCUGCUACAAGACAAAGGAAUAAAAAAGUACUAAAAACUUGUAUCAUAAUAAUUCCCUUCAAGAAACCAUGUGCUGAGAAAUUGGUGAACCGUUGAAAUAUGAUCAUGUUUUUUUCACAUUUUAUUUAGAUGGUUCUUUUGAAUUGAUGUGCAAAUUGGACAUGGGUGUUCAUGUGAGUUAAUAAAUUAUUCAUAUCCAUUUGAUGUGCAAAUCAA